AUGGCUGCAAAACGUGCACGAAGUCCAUCUCCAUCUUCGGAUGAAGAUAGUGUUGUUUUCCUUGGUUCGUUCCAAUCUCAGUCUCCUAGACGUCCUCCUCAUCGACGUCCACGUCUUGAUUCAUCAUCGUCAUCCAAUUCGGUAGUAGUGCUUUCCGUCAAUGGUGUUCCUGUAGCUGGUGCUCCUGCUGGUAGUGUUUCUGUUGAUGGUGUUGCUACUGGUUCGGGUAUGGGUAAUGAUACAUCAGGUAGUGGAGCAGGUGCACCUGCAGUUUCAGAUUCUAACAAUGGCAGUAUGGUUGUGGAUAUGGUAUCAACAUCGGACAUGGACAUGGUGGUUUCCGAGGAGGAUAAUGUUGUUAUGGUUAAUGAAGUUUUAGGUGAUCAGGAUGUGGAAAAUGACAAUAACGGUGAUGAUGAUAGCGAUGAUGAGACUACCGAUGAAGACAAUGCCGAUGACGAAAAUGACGAUGACGAUGAUAACGAUGAUGGUAACAACGAUGAUGGUAACAACGGUGAUGAUCACAAUGGUGAUGAUAACAAUGGUGAUGGUAACAACGGUGAUGAUGUUUGGGGUAAUGACAUGGUUGUGGAUGAGAUGGAUGAGUCUAAUGAAGACAGCGAGGAUGAUGGUGGUAAUUUUGAUAUUGAUGAUGAGGAUUCAGGUUAUAGUAGCGGUGCUGAUGAUAGCGAUGAUGAUGUAUCGGGGGCUGAUGAUGAUGUUGACGGUAAUAACAUCAAUAAUGAUGACGAUGAUGAGGAAGAGUCCGAAGAUGAGGAAGAAUCCGACGAUGAUAAUAAUAAUCAAAUUCAAGAUCCGGAUUAUGAACCCGAAUCCGAUGAUUAUGGAGAAGAUUCCCGGGAUUAG
Rotaria sp. Silwood2 is the source of this 867-nucleotide messenger RNA. Lineage: Eukaryota; Metazoa; Rotifera; Eurotatoria; Philodinida; Philodinidae. The record is from the annotation of a GenBank genome assembly.